GUGGGUGCAAAAUUAAACAGUAGGCUACAGCAGUGUUUUCACUUUCAUAAACUCGUUUCACGGUUGUCGGACAAUGUGGCGCUGACGAGCCACUGUCGCUUUCGAUAUUGUUGAUAAAGAGCAUGUGAAGUGAGCUGCUGCUGGUUUUUAAUUCAGACAUGGAGGAACCUGCAUCUCACUCGGACGACAAACCCGCAUUGGAGGAUUGUUUUGAGAGGACUUUCUCGGCUUUGACCGUGGACAAUGUGUACGAGAUUGCCAAGCUGAUCGGCACCGAGUUGGAGAAGCUCAUCGACGGCUACGGCAAGGAAAGCGUCGUGGGUCUGGUGCCUAAAAUUGUGAAAGUGCUGGAGCUGCUGGAGAGCUUUGCGUCGAGGAACCACGCACACAAACUGCGGGAGGAAGAGCUGCUGAAGACCUUUGAGACGAUACAGCUGCAGCAGCAGAAGAAACGAGAAAGGAAAGAAGGAGGAGAGGAAAGCAAUGAUAAACAUGAAACACGGCAGGAGCUGCAGCAGAAGGAGCAGCAGUGGAGGAGGAGGUGUGAGGAGCUGCAGGUCCAGGUACAGCAGCUCCAGGAAGACCGGGAGGAGCUACAGAGCCGACUGAAAGGCAGCCAUGCACAUGAAGACCGAGUCCAGCGGCAGGAGCGAGAGGUGAUGCUGAAGCUGAAGGAGGUGGUGGACAAGCAGAGAGAUGAGCUGAGAGCCAAAGUCCAGGAGAUAACCACCAUCUCCAAAGAGGUGGAGGCGCUUCAGGAGCAGUUGGACCGCUUCAUGAAGAUGAACGCAGAGCUGCGACACAAGCAGAAUGUGAUGCAGGCCCAGCUGAAGAGCACCGUGGAGAGAAAGGCCGACAUGGAGGCUGACCUCAAAGAGAAGACCAAAGAAAUAGAAAACCUCCAAGCACAGCUGGACAAAACCAACAGCAACAGCCCCUCCUGUCCAAGUCAGACAGCUCGGGAGUCAACGAAAAAGCCAGCAGUUGAUCAGAAGGAUCCUGAUAUACCGUGCUUCACCAAGAAGGAGGUGCGCGACAUCAUUUUUGAGAGGAAUGAGCUUAAAACCAACCUCUUCCUGGUGCAGGAGGAGCUCAGCUAUUAUCAGAGGGAGAUCCUGAGUGAGGAGAGGUGUCCAGGCUUCCUUUUAGAAGCCGUGCGCUCUGCCAUCAAAAAACGGAGAACGCUCAUCAAGGCAAAGAUGCUUGGGAUUCCCGUGAAUGACUGCAGCAGUGACGAGGAAGACAAGAGCUCUCUGUAUGGGCAAACAGAAGUAGACGGCACGGAAGUAGAUGGUUCUGACAAACCGGCUGAAUCGCGCAUUCGAAACCUCUUUGGUUUCUUGACGCGGUCGGGCAACAGCCGGAGCCCCACUCACAUGAGCACCUCCAUCUCCAGCUGGGAGAUCCUCGGUGACUCGGAGGCCAAUGAGGAGCGGGAUCAGCGGCCAUCCUCCUGAGUCCGGGAUCGACCUGAGAGCGCUCGCUGUGAGAUUCUGCUAGUUGUGAUCCGAAACAAAACACUCUUCUUCCUGUAGUUGCACCUUCUGCCUCAGCUCAUGACAGAAACAUCUGUUGUAGCUCAGGAAAAAGUUACACUGACUAUUGAAAUCCCCAACAUCACCACACAUAAGCACUAUAAAAAAAGAGAAAGUGUGAAAGUUUGAAUGUUGAAACAAACUGACCUGUAUUUGACAUAAUUCCUUUCAUUUCCUCUUCUGGCUUAGUCUCCUUAUCUUUUCAAAGAGAACAUUCUUCAACUACAGCAUAUAGCAGCAGUAUUAAGAGUAAUACUUGGUACAAACUCUCAACUAGUCCGACUCAAGUAUUAAUACAACAAUAAUGUUACUCUCUAUUAUAGGGAAGGUUUUAUUGUUAGCCAUGUAAUUCUGGAAAAAUGGGUUUUUACUUAUAGAUAUUUAUAUAAAUCCUCAAAUGUUUUAAAACACCAAAGAUAUUGCAGAUAUUGUAUAUACUCUGGUAAAGUGGAAACUGUGUCUAUUAAGCACAUCUUUGUUCCACAAGAGGUUUAUUUUAUUUAAAAAAAAAAAAUCAACAUUUUACCACAAAGUCAUCAUGAAACUUUUACCUCAUGCUGGGGAUUUCUAAGAUGUGUUUUUACUCAUGUAUUGUUGAUGAUCUAAAGCACUUUUAUACUCUAGGAGAAAAAAAAACUUUUAGUCAUAUUAUUACGAAUCUCUUCCAUUUAAGCAGCGAGUGCAUUUUAACCCCAUAAGCCUUAACUUGCUGCUUGUAUUGUUAAAAAUAUAAUAAUUUCUUAAUUUUCAGUCAUCAUUAACUGGUGUGUAUUUUUUUUUAACUGGUGGUGCCAUACAUGUGUGUGUGUGUUUAUGUCGGCACGCGGGUUCUGUUGGUUACUUAAAAAAGGAAGUUAUGUGCUUCCCUGUGGAAAUGAGAAAGUGAGUUGUUGUUUUUUUUUUAAAAUCCCCACCACGUUUAUCUGACAAAUGAUCAUCAAGUCUCCACAUUUUCUGAGUGACCCCUCUGUUCCCCCUAAAUGUCUGAUCAUAGCACUACUCAGACGGCUGGUAUUGUAUUCGUUAAGAGAGGCAAUAUGUGACCCUCCAAUCAGAACAUCUCCUACGAUAUGUUUGCAAUCAUAAAUAUUUUUGUAAGCAUGUUUUUAAUGGAAAGUUUUAUGAACAUUUUUGAUGACAAAACAGAUUUAAGAUGCCAUGUGAGUGGAUUUUACUGAAAGUGUGAUAGAAACACAAAAUGUGGACUUUCUGUAACACUGAUAUUCAAUAAAAUCCUUUAAAC
Messenger RNA from Scomber scombrus (Atlantic mackerel), 2778 nucleotides. RefSeq names its product Rab interacting lysosomal protein (gene rilp). Gene Ontology annotation, biological process: cilium assembly. The transcript has 8 exons. Gene Ontology annotation, cellular component: cytoplasm; ciliary basal body. Gene Ontology annotation, molecular function: protein dimerization activity. The record is from RefSeq and is a predicted model, not a curated record. Lineage: Eukaryota; Metazoa; Chordata; Actinopteri; Scombriformes; Scombridae. Bases 159 to 1457 code for a protein of 432 amino acids.